Paramecium tetraurelia is the source of this 1200-nucleotide messenger RNA. RefSeq lists its product as uncharacterized. The record is from RefSeq and is a predicted model, not a curated record. The transcript is spliced from 3 exons. Gene Ontology annotation, biological process: protein ubiquitination. Gene Ontology annotation, cellular component: Cul4A-RING E3 ubiquitin ligase complex. Lineage: Eukaryota; Ciliophora; Oligohymenophorea; Peniculida; Parameciidae.
AUGGAUUACGAAUUACCAUCCUUAUCCGAGCCUUUUACUUGGAUCACAUAUGCCAUUUUGGGAACAUUAGUUGGAUUGGCUCAAGCAGGAGGAAUAGGGGGAGGUCCCAUUGUAUCACCUGUAAUGAUGGUUUUGCUAGGCUGUUCGAGCAAGUAGGCCAUCUGGAACACCUACAUUAUGUUAUUCGGAGGAAGCAUAGGUAAUUAUGCAAGGUUGGGGAGAGAGAGAAUUUCGAAUGGGAGUAGUCCAUUAAUCAAUUACCAAUUAGUAUAGAUAACACUUCCAUUACUUUUAGCAGGAGCCAUUUUAGGGGUUGCAACUGGGAAAUGGUUACCAAAAGUGGUUGUGGUGAUAUUUUUAUUUGCCAUUUUAUUAAAUGUGUUUCUAAAGACCAAGAAAGUUUAUAAAAAGAUUAGGGAAAAAGAAUAGAGCGAACUCCUAUAAUAAGUAGAAAUGAAGGAAUUAAUGUUAACCGACUACAGUGCAGUGCCAUAAGAUUUAUAAUAGAUAUUGGAGAAUGAAUCAAAGCUUUAUCCUACAGAAAAUCUAAAAGAGAUAGCCUUCUCAGUGAUUAUCGUAGUUGCAUUAACUUUAUUGAAGGGAGCUGCAACCAUUCCUUCAAUACUAGGUAUAAGUUACUGCGGAAUGGAAUUUCAUUUUAUCAAUUUCAUCAUUUUUGGAAUAGGAUACUAUAAUGUGUAGAGAUAUAGGAAGUGGAUUAAAAAAGAUGAGGAGUUUAAAUAGUCUUUAGGAUACGAUUUCUCUGGAGGGAAGAUAAGUGAAGUGUUUGGAAUAACUGUGAAAUCAAGUAUGAAAGCAGGCUUUUUAGGAGGGCUGGUUGGUUUAGGAGGAGGAGUGGUAUUAACACCCAUUUGGCUUGAAACUGGAAUCCAUCCUCCAAGGGCUGCUGCAUCUGCUACUUUUACUGUGAUGUUUACUUCAUUUAUAUCUGUGUUCAUUAUUGCAUUGUCUGGGGGGUAUCAUUUAUCUCAAUUUUUGAUCUUGGCAGUAAUAAAUUCAUUAUAUUAUUUGAUUGCAGGGAUCUUAAAGAAAUUAGUUAAGAAAUAUAAAAGAGAAUCAAUUAUUAUUCAAGUGUUACUAAUUGUAAUUGCCUUUGGAUUGGUUGUUUUACCUCUCUAAUCAAUUAAAGAUGUAUACUAUAAUCCACUUUCAUCUUUAUAAUUUGGUCGCUUGUGUUGA